CACCAGUUAAGAUUAUCUUUUGUUAUUCUAUAAAAAGGCAAUUGCUGAUAAUGCGUGUCGUUUAAUUUAAUAAGUAAACAUUAGGCCAACGUUUCUUUUGUAGUUGAGAAUAGAAUUUUGAGAAGGAAUCAUGAAAGCGCUAAUAGUCUUAUCGAUUUGGUUGGCUUUGGCCGCUUCCCAAAAGGAACUCAAUGCAUCGGAUGAACGUUCGAUAUCUAGUGCAAUCGUUGAGGUCAUCGAAGGUGUAAGAGAUCAAAUGCCAUGCGGUUUCCCAUCUAUGGGCAUUCCACCUUUAGCACCCUUAAAACUGUCUCACAAGGAAAUAAAUAUUAAUUUUAUGGGCUUAAGUAUGAACGGAGCUGUCGACAAAUUUCGUUUGAUGGGCUUAAAUGAUUUCGAAAUUAUUGAAAUGAAAGUUAAUGCUUUGACAAGUAAAGUUAACUUUCGUUUUAUAUUUAACCACAUUAGUAUGGAUACCAUGUACGAUAUUCAAGCGAGAUUGAGAAAAGCCGGAUUGACGGUUAAUCUUAUCGGGGCUGGUCAUGCUAAUUUCGCUAUCAAAGAUAUGCAAAUAUGGGGCGUUUUAAAAUACUCAUUGAGUUUGUCAACGGGUAAAAUGAAAAUCAAAGGUUUAGAAAUACGCACUCACAUCGGUGAUGCGUAUUCGGAUAUUCAAGGUAUCUUCGGUAAGGGUUUAAUCAAUCGCAAAAUUAAUGCUUUAUUGUCGGAGGUAACAGAAUUACUUGUUAACACCAAUGAAGAUAUGAUCACCGAAAACGUAGAAAGUUUGGCUGUGCCUAUUAUUAAUCGUUUCUUGGAUAAGUUUACGCUGGCAGAUGUUGUGGGCGCCAUCGGUGGAAGCGGUGAAGGUGAAAAAGAACCUUGCAUACCGGAAGAGGAAAAUUGAUUUAAAUUUUAUCGUAAGAACAAAAAAAAAGAGUUAAAAAAAAUUUAUUACACAUAUUUUAAAUUUAUUUUAUUAAAUUAAUUAAAAAAUGUUAUCUCCAAAAUAUAUUUUUGUUUUGUUAAGCAAUUAAAUCAUAAUUUGUUGCGAUAAGAAAUUAUAGUAAAGGAAUGUUGGUAAUCCUUUAUA
Molecule: messenger RNA, 1093 nt
Organism: Glossina fuscipes
Lineage: Eukaryota; Metazoa; Arthropoda; Insecta; Diptera; Glossinidae
Exons: 2
Coding region: 131-907 (258 amino acids)
Source: RefSeq, a predicted model, not a curated record